CACAAGGCGGUCGUUCGUCGGCGGUACCCAGAAAGAAUGGAAAGGCGGCCGCACGUCCUGGCAAUACCCUUCCCGGCACAAGGCCACGUGGGGCCUCUCAUGAAGCUGUCACGCCAGGUCGCUCGUCGCGGGAUCAGGGUGACGUUCAUGAACACGGAGUCUGUUCACACUCGGAUGCUUCAAGCAUGGGGGGACGGUGAUCGUCCUUGGGGUGGGAUUGAGAUGGCGACCAUUCCAGACGGGAUGGAAGAGAUUAAGGACAUGAGGGACAUAGAGAAAGUUGCUGAGAUGAGGGUGAAGGUCAUGUCCGGUCGGCUCGAGGAGCUGUUGAGGAAGAUGAAUUCGUCUUGGGACGAAAAGGUCACCUGUGUCCUGGCCGACGCGACUCUCGGAUGGGCCUUUGAGGUUGCUGAGAAAAUGGGGAUCAAGAGGGCCAUGUUUUGGCCAACUGUUGUACCAGGGUUGGUCUUAUCGAUCUCCACCCCACGUCUCGUCGAGGCCGGCGUGAUCGACAACUGCGGAUCUGCUUCUUCGGACACGGCAAUCCAGUUCUCGCCGAAACUUCCCGCCGUGAAAAGCGUAGAUUUCCUAUGGCGCUGUCCAGGUGACCAAAGAAGGGAGGAGAUCAUAUUCAGACAUGCUAUGAGCGUGAACAAGGCUGUCCAAAUCUCGAACUGGCUCCUCUGCAAUUCAUUCUACGAGCUUGAUCAUGCCGCUUGUGGAUUGAUCCCCGAACUACUACCUGUUGGCCCAUUAACUUCUACGGAUCGCCUUGGAAACUUUUGGGCAGAGGACCUCACUUGCCUGAACUGGCUCGACCUGCAACCUUGCGAAUCAGUCAUAUACGUAGCCUUUGGAAGUCUGGCGGCUUUUGACCAAAACCAAUUCGAAGAACUGGCCCUGGGACUUGAGCUCUCAGGGCACCCAUUCUUAUGGGUCGUGAGGUCAGGCUUCACUAACGUGGACGAGAUCAAGUACCCAGAUGGGUUCCUGGAGAGGGUAUCUGAUAGAGGAAAAAUAGUUUCGUGGGUACCGCAAGAAAAGGUCCUCGCUCAUCCUUCGGUUGCUUGUUUCAUGACGCACUGCGGUUGGAACUCGAUCAUGGAGGGCAUAAGCAACGGCGUGCCCUUCCUUUGCUGGCCCUGCUUCGCUGAUCAGUUCUAUAACAGGAGUUACAUAUGUGAUACGUUGAAGGUGGGAUUAGACUUGAAGGCAGAGGAGGCAGAGAUCGUUUCCAGGCACAAAAUACAAGCACAACUAGAACAGCUACUCUCUGAUGUGCAGAUAAAAGAAAAUGCAGAGAGGCUCCGAGGGAUGGCCAGGAGAAGUGUGUCUGAAGGGGGAUCGUCCUCUACAAACAUCCAGCAUUUCGUCGAACAGCUGAAAUGUUGUUCAGAAGCUGUCUAUCACUGUGACUAAAUAGUGCAAGUGUCCAGUACUCAAUUUCAUGGGAUUAGUAAUAAGAAAUAAGGUUCACACCAGUAAUCUCUCAUGAUGGUGAAUGACAGAUAGUAUUGAGAAA
Messenger RNA from Rhodamnia argentea, 1522 nucleotides. Its product is annotated as UDP-glycosyltransferase 83A1-like. The record is from RefSeq and is a predicted model, not a curated record. The coding region runs from base 37 to 1419 and encodes 460 amino acids. The transcript is spliced from 2 exons. Gene Ontology annotation, molecular function: UDP-glycosyltransferase activity. Lineage: Eukaryota; Viridiplantae; Streptophyta; Magnoliopsida; Myrtales; Myrtaceae.